This is a messenger RNA of Rattus norvegicus (Norway rat), 972 nucleotides long. RefSeq names its product SFT2 domain containing 1 (gene Sft2d1). Gene Ontology annotation, cellular component: endomembrane system; membrane; cytoplasm. The record is from RefSeq and is marked provisional. The coding region runs from base 66 to 545 and encodes 159 amino acids. NCBI's taxonomy places the organism in Eukaryota, Metazoa, Chordata, Mammalia, Rodentia, Muridae. The transcript has 8 exons. Gene Ontology annotation, biological process: vesicle-mediated transport.
GGCUUCCGGGUGGGCGUGCGGGGCGGACGAACAAGUGGCCGGAGGCUCGGCCGUAGGACAGGGCCAUGGAGAAGCUACGGCGCGUCCUGAGCGGCCAAGACGACGAGGAGCAAGGCCUGACGGCACAGGUCCUGGAUGCCUCAUCCCUGAGUUUCAACACCAGGUUGAAGUGGUUUGUCAUAUGCUUUGUUGCUGGCAUUUUCUUUUCAAUCCUUGGAACUGGGUUGCUAUGGCUUCCCAAUGGCGUGAAGCUCUUUGCAGUAUUUUAUACCCUUGGAAACCUUGCUGCAUUGGCCAGUACGUGCUUUUUAAUGGGACCUGUGAAGCAACUGAAGAAAAUGUUUGAAACAACAAGAUUGCUUGCAACAAUUAUUAUGCUGUUGUGCCUGGUGUUUACCCUGUGUGCUGCUCUCUGGUGGCGGAAGAAGGGGCUGGCCUUACUCUUCUGCAUAUUGCAGUUCUUGUCAAUGACCUGGUAUAGUCUGUCCUACAUCCCGUAUGCAAGGGACGCGGUGCUCAAGUGCUGCUCCUCCAUCCUGAGUUGAAGGUCGUCCCUGCCCAGGAGGAGUGACUGGGAACUGAUGCUGUGCCUGCUCCAGUGAUCACUCCAGAGAUGGCAGUAGUCUCAGCCGUGCCGUGGACCGCUGAACCUCACUGUGCAGCCCUCCGGUCCCUGCCCGUUAACCUCUGCUUCCAAAGACAAGAUCGUAAUCAUUGCCACUUGUAAAUACUUGUUACCCUGUUUUUAAUCUUUACAGACAGCUUCUGAAAUGUGAAUAUUUAAGGUGUAAACCUGUGUUGUAAGAUAUAUCCCACUUAUUCAGCCUUUUUAAAUGCUCCACAACUUUAAAGAGUUUUUUAACUUUAAAAAUGUGAAACUUUAUAUACUUUAAGCCCAAAAUUACUUAUUACGUGUAAUAAAAAGUAAUAUAUGUAUCUUGACAGUUUUGAAAUAAACACUUGGAAAUGUAA